This is a messenger RNA of Drosophila willistoni, 2028 nucleotides long. RefSeq names its product juvenile hormone esterase (gene Jhedup). The record is from RefSeq and is a predicted model, not a curated record. Lineage: Eukaryota; Metazoa; Arthropoda; Insecta; Diptera; Drosophilidae. The transcript is spliced from 4 exons. The coding region runs from base 65 to 1666 and encodes 533 amino acids. Gene Ontology annotation, molecular function: cholinesterase activity.
AAUUAUAUAUCUACUUGUGUUUGCAGUCGUCGCUCAUGCUGGCCUGGAUGUGUGCCUCAAGGAUAUGGGUUGCCUGAAAGGGACUCUAUUUCCAGGAUAUGAAGAGAAUACACAAAUUGAGGCAUUCAUGGGUAUACCAUUUGCUCAGCCCCCCGUGGCUGAACUUCGUUUAAGGAAUCCAGUGCCUGCAAAACCAUGGCAGGGUAUACUUAAUGCCACUGAAGCUGGAGGAACUUGUUUGCAGACAAAUUACUUUACUCCAAAUUGGGAUAUCUGGGGACAAGAAGAUUGUCUAUACUUGAAUGUCUAUAGGCCAAAGGAUAUCAGUGACUCGAAGCAGUUGCCUGUUAUGGUUUAUAUUUAUUCGGGAGGCUUCUUCACUGGCACAUCGCAUCCAGGUCUGGUUGGUCCCCAAUAUUUAAUGGACACCAAAGAGGUUAUCUUAGUCUCGUUUAACUAUCGACUGGGUCCAUUUGGAUUCCUAAGCACCGGCGAUGAGCAUAUGCCUGGAAAUUUUGCCUUCAAGGAUCAACGUUUGGCUCUGCAGUGGGUACAAAAGCAUAUUUCCUCCUUUGGUGGAGAUGCCAAUUUGGUGACCAUCUUUGGUCACAGUGCCGGAGGAAGUUCCUCUCACUAUCAUAUGUUAAGUGAGAAUUCCAAGGGUCUGUUCCAUAGAUCCAUGUCCCUUAGUGGCUGUGGUCUUGGUAGUUUUAUGUCAAUAGAGAAGGAUCCCCUCAAAAAAACUCAACAAUUUGCGGAACAUCUCGAAAUUCCCAACUUCAAGGAUCUGUCCAAUGAGGAAUUAGCUAACGCUUUGCGUCAGGUGGAUGCCAUGGCUUUACUUAAAACUGCGGAUAUUGCUAGGAUCUGGGACGUUUACCCUCUUGUAGCUGACUUACCAGUUCUAGAGGAACCUGGCCCUGAAGCCUUUUUCACCGAGGAUCCUGUUCAGGCUCAUUUGGCAGGACGUAUUCAUCAAGUACCCUGGCUUUUGGGAACCACCUCAAGAGAAGGCGAAGGUCUUACUUUUCUCUUCCGCAAUUUAGAUUCGGAUGACCGCCUCAAGGAUUUUAAUUCUAAAUUUCUGGAUCAUCUUGCGAUGGCCAUAAAUCUACCAGAAGGCGUGAGUUCAAAUGUUGUGCAGGAUAUAUUGGAACUAUAUGGUCAGCCUCAGAUUAAAGAGCUAAACAAUGAUACCUUUGCAUUCCUGGCCGGAAUCGUGGGUGACUUUAAUUUCAUGUAUCCCCUGUAUAUGUCAGCAAAGACCUAUACCAAAUUGGAUCAAUUGUCCAUUUAUAAUUUCGAUUAUCUUGGUGAGAAAACAUUUGCAUCUAUUUUCGCCUCAUCUAGAGUAAUUGAAGUGGGUUCUGUGCACUUGGAUGAUACCCUGCAUACAGUUGCAAUGCAAGCUUUAACGCCAAUUUUUCAAAAAGAUUCCACAGACGCCAAGGUGAUGAAGCGAAUGACCAACUUGUUAGUUCACUUUGCCAAAACUGGCAAAAUGGACGAUUUGAACUUACUACCGUGUAAAGAAGAAGAUUUCACUUCCCAAGAGAUGUGCAACUAUUUUCGUUUUGGUGGUGCAAGAGAAACAUUUAUAGAAGAAAUCGAUAAGAAAUUGAACACACGAGGUCUUGAGUUAUGGAAGAAACUAUAUCUGCCAUAGGGAGUAACAUACAUACAUACAUAUAUACAUAUAUAUUGAAUGCGUUUACAAAGAUUUGAUUAAGUAAAGGAGCACACAAUCAGGUUAAGCAAUUCAUUGGACAAAGAAGUUCUCUGGCGACCUCAUUUUGCAUACAACAGAAAACAGAAACUGCAUCAAAAGUGUCUGCUGCAGUCACUUGAAGGUCAAUUUGCAUAUUGCAUCAACAAUCAGAGACUUCUUUUACCCAACGGGAGCAUUGUUCUGGGUGAAGGGCAUACACUGAGCAAACAAACAGAAAAAAACCCCAUAAGUAUAUCAUACAUCAAUAAAAAUAAAAUUGCAAGAUCCGUUACAAUAAAUACUUAGUAAAAUAUUGAUAA